This is a messenger RNA of Patella vulgata (common limpet), 3975 nucleotides long. RefSeq names its product serine/threonine-protein phosphatase 6 regulatory ankyrin repeat subunit C. Lineage: Eukaryota; Metazoa; Mollusca; Gastropoda; Patellidae. Gene Ontology annotation, molecular function: GTP binding; protein binding. Gene Ontology annotation, biological process: regulation of apoptotic process. The coding region runs from base 261 to 3869 and encodes 1202 amino acids. The transcript has 10 exons. The record is from RefSeq and is a predicted model, not a curated record.
CGGCUGAUCAUUAUUACCUGUUCAUGGUUGACUUACUGACAAGGAUCUUCCUGGUCGUGGAUGUAGGCCUACAGAAGUACAUCUAGGCGAAUUCAUUUAAUAAGAAACAGUUUGGAAUAUAUAGAAGGUCUACCCAGUUUGUGGACAAUAUUAAAGGUAUAUCUCCACAAUUCAAAUACAUGUAUUCAUUCAACAGUUGGUACAAUAAUCGCCAGCAAUUAACUUUAAAGCACAGCAGUCAUAUAUAAUCUACUUAAGAAAUGGUCGAAAGAGGAACCAGCGCCGGUAUGGACAGUCCGUCCAACUUUCUACGAGAUACACCAUCUCUCUCAUUAACAGACCUUACAGAAUCGGACACAGAGAGUGCCAACUCUCCAUCAUCUCAAACAGAACUUCUGUCAUUAUGCCACUCCUCGGAUAAUCAAGAGCCAGAAGUCAUUGGUGUUGUAUUAAUGGGUAAAACGGGGGCUGGCAAGAGUUAUCUUGGUAAUUAUCUGUUACAGCAGGAAUUGUUUCAACCCAGUAGCUCUCUUAGCUCGUGUACAUCUGAAUGCCAGUCCGGUGAGCGGUUACUGAACGGUCGCACUAAACUUAAAGUCGUCGACACUCCAGGUUUGUUUGACACUGAUAUCACAGUUUCAGAAAAUGUUAACAAAAUAUUGUCUUUGUUCGAGUGUUUACAUUGUGUGGACAUUUUUCUUCUCGUGGUUAGAGUUGAUAUCAAACUUGGUAAAGACGAAAGGGAAGCACUGCAGUGGUUAAAAGAUCAUUUCGGCGAAAAUCUUAACGACUUUGCUGUUAUCAUCUUGAAUAAUCAUGGAUAUAAACCUAAGAAUAAAGAAACCUUAAUAGGCGAAGCGCCUGAAAUCCUGAGAACAAUCAUUGCUGAUUGUGAUAAUAGAUGUGUUCUCCUGCAGUAUAAUGAAACCAGUGUGGUUGAUGAUAAUAAAGAUAUUGACGCCAUCUUAGAAAUAAUCAACACAACAGUUAGCAGGAACAAUGGACGUCGGUAUACAUACAAAAUGCACGGAGAUGCAAAAAUGGAAUACGACGAGAAAGUGAAAUGUUUAGAAGAACAAAGUAAGAAAAGGGAAAAGGUGCUGGAAGAACAACUGGAAAAUAUGCAAAAAGAAAACAACGAAUACAAGCAGUUAGUAAACAAAAACUCAGAUAUCAGCUCUAAAGUCAACUUAUUACUAAGACUUAUUCCAACUGAAAAACAAGAAGAAGCAAGACAUAUCAUUAAAGAUAAUGGCGGCGGAACAGGACAAUUUAACGAAAGGGCUGGAAAACAGGCAGAACAGAAUAUAUCUAUACUGGGGAUAGCUGGCAAAGUCAGGGGCAAAAUAUCUGAUAAUGAUGAGGCGACGAUCAGAUACAAUUGGAAAUUUCUAAUAGACAAUAUAAAAGACCACACCCAAACACUGAUGGAGCAUUUGUUCCAGAAAGAAGUUUUUGAAUAUGAAGACAUGGAGAAAAUAAAUAAAACAAUUAAAAACGAGGACAGUCGAGCAGGUGCUUGCAUGUUGUUGAAAACUAUGAUGCAAUCCGGCCCAGGGGCUUAUCAACGAUUUAAAGACUGCUUGAAAGAAACUGGUUUUUCAGGAGUUGUUGACAAGUUACAAGUGAAGCGAAGUACUGCCUCUGUGAGUGACAGCUCAUCAAUACAGCAUUCACCUGAACUACCUAACAGCCCAUCAACCCCACAGAACUCAGAAUCAAACGAAGAACCAUCUAUACAGAGACCACUUUACCAAUCUGAUAUGACACAGUACACAAUUCACCAGUCGUUUGAUCAAAACUUCCAAAAUGGUCAACUGCCUUCAUCUACUAGUCAACUGAUUAUUCCAUUUGAUUGGCAAAGUUCCAAUGGAAACACGUCUGUUCUGAUAAGCCAAUUGCCACUCAAAUCCACUGUCCAUAGUCCAGAGUCUGAUUCAUCAAUGCUUUAUCCAAAAAAAGACAAUGUGAUUCAUUCACCAACUAGACAUGAUGUAUUAAGGAAGGGAACUCAGUCAAUAACAUUACAUCUAAUAUCAAAUCCGCUCCAUAAUCAACCAGGUAAGAAUCAGCUAGGAAACAAUUCUUUUGAAAUAUCCCCAGAGAGUCAAAUCGGUAAAGUAUCACGAAAGGCAUAUCAACCAAAGGAACAAAGAUAUAACCGCUCUUUGACAUACCGUACACCAGAACAACCCAAUAACACACUAUCACCACAUGCUUCACCUUACCAACAAAGACCAGCAGUAACACCCAAUAAUUACCUUUUAACAUACCGUACCCCAGAACAACCCAAUGACACACCAUCACCACAUACUUCACCUUACCAACAGAGAUCAGCAGUAGCACCUGUCACACCAGAUAAUGAUUUGCCAAAAGGUUAUUCUGUCCAUGAAAGAAUUUGCCCUACAUCGAUUGGUCCUCUAAAAGGAAAGAGUGUCACAAAACUGGGUGAAUUUGGAAAUCAUUGUAAGAAUUUGGACUUACAUGGAAAGAGGGACUGCCUUGAUAAUGAAGAUAAACGCCUAAAUCUUAAUCCUUUAGCUGAAGAGUUUACCCCGACACCCACCAAAGAAGAAUCGCUCAACAAUUAUUUUCAAUACCCGCCAACAUCAACUUCAAGUUAUGCAACAAACCAACUUCAUGAAGGAGAGGAUUUCCCUCUUCAUCAUGCUGCUAUUUAUUGCAAAGAUAAAGACAAGUUUAAGACAAUACUGGAGGAAAAUCGAGAUGAUGUACGUAAAGUUGAUAAGAAUGGUAAAACACCACUUGAACUAGCUUAUUACUCAAAAUUUAUACCAUUUAACAAACUAAAAAUGAUUGUAUCUAUUGGUUUUACAGACGCUAAAGCCCUUUUUGAAAUAUGCCAAUCAGCUCCCAGUAACCUACUUGAGAUAAUUUUUGAUAAAAAUAUACAUGAUCGAAUGAAUGAAGCUGAUCGCGAAAACAUAUAUAACUUGUGUAGCCUGCUUAUAAACGGGGGAGAUAUUACUUGCCAAACCGAUCAUAAGACAACCUUAUUACACAUAGCGUGUUUAUACAGCAGUAUAGAGAGCGUAAAAUAUUUAUUAAACAAGGGAUGUAAUAUUUCCAUAGACGACAAAAAGGAGCCCCUUUUAUUCAUUUGUUGUAGAUCAUCUAUCCAGCCGGACCUUAAAAUACAACUACUGAAAUCGAGAGGGACUGAUCUGAAUACUAAGCAUAAAAAUAGCAAAACCUUGUUACACGAGGCAUGUGAACAUGGCACUUCAGAUUGUGUGAAAUAUUUGCUUGAUGCAGGAUUAGAUGUAAAUGCACUUGAUUACGGGAAAUAUACACCAUUUUACUACUGCUGUAGGACAGGGAUAGAAUCACUUCAAAAAGUUAAGUUGUUAGUGGCGUCUGAUGCUCUUUCAUCUAAUACGUUUAGUAACGAUUUACUGAAUACAGCGUGCAUGUAUAGCGAUAUUUAUGUGACCAGAUAUAUUUUAGAUUUGAACGAGUGUCGGGAUCUAAAGCUUAAUGUUAACAAUGCAAAUGAUCGGGAAGAAACGCCAAUAUACUUCUGUUGUAUUUCCAAGAAACAGCCUGUUCCUAAAAUAAAGCUAUUAGUAUCAAGAGGAUCGCGCUUAGAUAGCACAUAUCGCUGUGGUAAAACGCUAUUACACGUAGCUUGUGAACACGGCAAGUACGAAUGUAUAAAGUGUCUAUUAGAGAAUGGACUUGAUGUGAAUAGUAAAGAUACCUUAGGUCAUAGCCCAUUGUUUUAUUGUCAUAAGUCCCAUGAGGAAUCAAUUACUAAGAUGGAACUGUUGAUACAAUAUGGGGCUAAAUUACAUCUUGAGGAAGAGAAUAUCAGGCGAGCUAUACGAGAUCGUGUCGCUCCAAAGUGAAACAAACCUUUUAAAGCAAAGUGUCAUGUCCCUAGGUUUGUCUUUUGUAAUUGUUUGAAGUUUAGCCAGACAGCAGUUUUUAGAAUGUCAAGUGUGUGUGUGUGUG